AUGGAUUUACCAUGGCAUCCUUUUCAGGACGAGGCCAAUGUGGCGCCUCCCUGGAUCAGACACUCCCGGCUGCAGACGCAGCAGGAGCUCUGCGCGAAGCGGUUCCUGCGCUUCGCCUCCCAGUUGCACGUGCACGCCGUGGUGGUGCUCUGGGCGCUGGGCUCCUGGCGCAGCGGCGUUUGCGCUUGGAGCGCUUGGGCGCCGUUGCUGUACUUCACCGCCCCUGUGCUGUUGAAGCACCGCGUGCUGCCGAACUUUAGUAUCGAAUACCUCUCCGUUUUCAUCCUGGCGUUGAACGUGGCCAACGCGCUGCACCUCUCCUUGGUCUUGGCGCACGAGGGCGCGCUGGUCUUGGCCUCGCCGCUCUUCGCCUCAGUGGCAUUGUGCCGGGUGCUCUUUGGGCUCUUCACUCAGGAGGUGCACCUGCAUGUGCUGCUGAGCUCCGGCAUCACAUUGGUGACGCUGUGGUGCAACCAGGCUGGCAGGGUCAUCCUCGUGACCUGUCUGCUGCUGGAGCUGACAGCUGUGGUGGUCUUGUCCUGCGGGCCUUGCGGCUACGAAGAGGCGAUGGUGCACUUGGCGCAAUGCCGACUGCAGCACCAGUUGGCGCGCAGUCAGGCUCUUCAGCGCAUUGACGUGGAGAGAGAAGAGCUGAGUGGCCAGCUGCUGUCCAUCGCCACUGAGGGCAUUGCGGAGCUCACCGCCUCCGUGCAACGCGCUUCAGAGCCGGUGCUCAACAUGCUGAAGUCCUCCUGCGCCACGGGCACCAAGUCGGCGCAGGAGGCGGAUCGCAUCGGCCGCAUUGGCGAGGCCUUGCAAGCUGAAGUGGCAGAGCUGUUGCAGUACAAGACCCAGGCCACCUGGCAAAGGCUGCAGGAGCGCGCCAAAGAGCGGCUGCAGCAGUUGGAGAGCUACUCCGCCGCGCAGCAGGCCAUCUCGGAGGCGAUCUUGAAGUCGGUGCAGAACGGUAUCGGCAGGUCUUUGGCUGAGAUCCACAAGCUGGAGAUGGAGGCAGAGACCUCCAUGGCGCAAUUGGUGCAGGGCGAGGUGAACCGUGCCAUGGAGAUCGCGGACGCGCGCAUGGACCUGGUUCGGCAGUCCGCGCAGGCCAUGGAGCGCCGCGUCUCCGACACUGUGGAGGUCUUGUUGUCUUUGCUCAAGUACUUCCGGUCCAAAGGCUGCGACGGACAGGCGCCGGCUUCGGCGCGCCGGACCCUGCGCACCGCGAGCUCUGGCUCCGGCUCCGGAAGCUCCCGGCGGCGGGAGGAGGCGUCCUUGCCGGCCAUUUUCGAAGCCAGUCAGGCUGGCCCUGAGGAGAUCCCGAGCCCAACCGAGGAGUCACGGGAGAAUGAGAAGGACCCAGGCCCAGGCUGGCUACCCCCAGAUCAGGAGACGCGGCAGCUGCCGGGCGGCCGCCUGCUGCUGCUGCCCCGGCGCCGGGACCCCGACGCGGCGCCGGAGCCGCCGGCUCCGCCGCCGGAGCCGCCGGAGCCGCCGGAGCCGGAGCGUCUGUCCUGUUCCAGCAUCGAGGGCGAGAAGGCCAGCGCAUCACCAGGUCAGAGCACGAGCGCUACACGCAGGAGCCCCGCAUCUCAAAGCGAAGCGCCCUUCAGCCGCGGAGGUGUGUGUGUGCCACGGGCGGUGAUCGAGCGGCAUCCGCUCUUUGCUACCCGACUUUGCUACAGGUCUGAGGACUUCUUCUUCUCCUGGGCCUCAUCUGCCGACUUCCGCGCCGAGGCGGACGCGUUGCGCCAAUGGCGGCGCGCAGCGGUGCUCGCAACACCAGAGGGAGGUACCGGCUCCAGCGAGACGGAAAGCGGCGUCCGGUGCUGGACGAGUCGACGUGCCGAGGAGCUUUUCGGGAUGAAGGAAACUAGAGCGAACAGGACCAAGUUGAUGCCCUUCGCGAGAGUGAGUGCAGGACCUCCGGGCGAGCUGCCGGUACCGCGGCACAAGGCCAUCUUGACGGCCCUCGAGUCGCUCAGCGAGGCGCAGCUCCAGAACCCGGUGCUGGCGCGGGCCUGCAAUGCCAAGAUGCUGCCGCAGCGCCUGCGGGAGCGGUGGCAGGCUUUGGGCUUUUCGGACGUGCCCACCGCAGUGGAUGCGGAGCCGGAGCAACGGAAGAGGCAGCGGAUGGAGCAGAUGCGCCAGCGCCAGCAGGCAUUGAUGCGGAGAAUGCAGCAGCAGCAGAAAGAGUCGGUACAGAGCCUCGACAUCGAAGGCGAGGACGACUCCGUCGUCGAGGAUGCUUGGCAGUGUGCGACCUGCCGGGAGGCUGGCACAGCCGAUGAUCCCCUCACGAUGCUUGCAGCGGUCGGGCCCUUCCAGGGCAAGUCCAGCCACCUGGGCGGCAGCCCAGGCUUCCCGCGCUUCACCUCCUGUCGACACAUGGUGCAUGCCUCCUGCGGGGAAGCGCAUUCUCGUGAUGUGCGGAGCCAGGGGCAAGGCCAGCACUUCUUCAUGGACACGUCGCGGGGGGAGUUCCCUUGCCCCAUGUGCCGGUCCGUGGCAAACUGCUUGGUGCCCUGCGUGCCAGACAAGGAUUUCCUGGAGGCACCAUCUUCCUGGGAUGAGGCCGUCCCUUUGCAGCUGCGCGCGCCGGGGAAGUUGGCGAGGCCGCUGCGGCGCUGCGGCAACGCGGCGCUCAAGGUCUCCCAAGAAGUGGACGCCGCAGCGGCCGAAGGCGCCUUGCUGCGGGGCGCCUGCGCGGAGCUCGCCACCGCGGCGCACGGCGCCCACGGCGCCCUGGCGCCGGGGCCCCCGCCGCCGCUCUACGCGGCGCUGCUGCGGGGCGCCGCGCUGCUGAGAUACGAGUCGAGAUCCAAGACGCCCGGUCAGGAGGUGUGUGCGCCAUUGGACGAGGGCCAAGUACUGCAGCGCCUCGCGCAGCCGUCGACCUGGCUGGCGGAUCCCCGGGUCUGGUGCCGGCUGCUGAUUCGUGGCGCUGCCAAGGCCAGUGCGGCUGUGGUGGUGCAGCCUGGGUUGUUGAGCGUGCUCGCCUGCCCGCCUCUGGAUGCCGUGGCCGUGGAGGUGAGCGGCUGCCAAGUCGCCUUCUAUUUGGUGGACAGCUGCAAUUUGCAAUCCACGGAGAUUGAAGAUGCGGAGCGCUUCAGACCGUGUGCGCCCUGCUGCGCCGACCUCGCCGCGCGCUUUGCGGAGACGUCUGAUGCAGUCUUCGUGCCAACUUUGCGCUGCGAAGAGGUGCCAAAGUUGCUGGAGGUGCCUCUAGCCGAGAAGCGCCAGCUCUUCAUGUGGAACAGUGUCCUGGUUGUGCCCGACUUCCUCGAGCGCAGCGAGUGCCACGUCUUCAUGGACGCAGCGGACCGCGCGGCCGCUUCGGGGAGCUCCGCGGGCAAGUUCUACUCCAACCAGCCGGGCUUGAACCGGUAUCCAGUGCGAAAGCUGGACCUGGAAGCCCAGAUGUUGUCCGACUCCGUGAUCAAGGACCGCCUUCUGCCAUUCCUGGAGCAGCAGGCCUUCGCCCGCGAACUCUUCGGCCACGACAGGCUCAGCGACCUCAAGGCAUUCUUCUCCCCGGGCGAGCCGGCAGUGAACAGGUAUAUCAUGGGCGGAGGAAUUGCGCCACACAUCGAUCGGGAAGCGGUGACGCUGAAUGUGCUGCUCUCCGAGCCCGGCGCCUUCGCUGGGGGCGGCACCGCCUUCUGGCCCCAGGAGGAGAAGAAAGAAGAGCAGGAAGAGAAGGACGUGGUGAUUCUACGGCCUAUGCAGGGGACAGCGAUUCUCUUCAACGGCCAAAUCACCCAUGCCGGGCGCGCGGUCAGCGAGGGCGUGCGCCAUGCCUAUGUGGCGAGCUUCAGCCUUGUGAGCCUCGAGUAA
Molecule: messenger RNA, 3837 nt
Organism: Effrenium voratum
Lineage: Eukaryota; Dinophyceae; Suessiales; Symbiodiniaceae
Source: the annotation of a GenBank genome assembly